CUUGCUUGUUCUGCCCGCUAUGAUUCAUUUGCUCCCAUUGGAAACGAGAGGCUCUGGUGUAUCUUGGGUUAUUUAUGCACAUCUUUGGGACAGUUAUCGUCCCUUUGCUGCUUUCACUCGGCUCGGAAGUAUGCCAGCUAUUUCCGGUUCCAGGUGCGUUCUAUUGUAUGCUAACCAGUUAGCAGCUUCAAUUACUAUGCAGCUAAUCGGCGAGUUGGCAGUUUGGAAUAAACAUCUAGCUAAUGUCGUAUGGACACCACUGUAAAAUAUGCCAGUCGAUUGAGUGGAUACAUCCGCAACGUUUAGAUAAAAGUUAAUUACAUAUGGUACGCAAAUAAACCUAUUUUGCCAAUAAAUUGUCGAUAGCUAGCUACGCUACGUGGAUGUUGUCGGAUCUUGGCUAGCUAACAAACAGUCAUUGGGGACAAGGAUCAAGAAGUGGAAGAGACUACACGCAGUUUGAUUUGAAGAUAUAAUAUUUCCUGUUUAUCCUUAGGCUGAAGAACUCCAGAGAAACACAUUGUCAGAGUUUAAGAUUUGCUUGCUACAUUCCUCCUCUAAACAAGAAGAAAGUAUUUACCCUGUGAAGUUAGUUGGACAUGUACUUCAGAAAGUACCAGAAAAUAUUGUAACCAAGUAUAGUUAUGUAUAGAUUAUAAGAGAGACAGUUUUACAUGUCUACGGUGUAAAGAUUAGGGAUUCCAUUUUAAGCUAAGUUAUUUGUAUUACUCCAAAAGUGUAUUUUGGUAUAGUUUAUUUGUUUGUAUAUGACACUCACUGUUAUAAGAGCAAAAUUGGCUAAAGCAAGGUGAAAGUCUAUUUGGGGAAGACAUGUAGCUAGUACCUCACAUUGGAAUUUUCCCUUGGGCGUUGGUGUUGCGCUUUGUAGGGACCGUAUUGUUGGUUUUGAUAUAACGUUGAACACACAUACAGGUCUUUCAUGUCCUGAGGUGCACACCCUCUUAAUUCCUUGUAUCUAACGACAAGGAGAGUUAAUUUGACUCAUUAAUCUAAUGUACUAUAUACUCUAACAAAACCUUUCAACAAAAUCUUAGAGCUGAUAGAAAUAAUAUAUAAAGUUUAACCCAUUAUUACAUUCUUGAUAAGUUCUUUAGUCUAAAAUCCAGACAGAGUUAAGGGCACUAAACUAAGGUAGCUGACAUGACAGCUGUAGUAGGAAGGGUUUGGGGGUGGGUGCGUCCAGCAAUCUCCUACCGGCCCUGGGGCAGCAAAGCAGCACCUGACAAAACCAUGAGGGAAGAGAGGCAGACGAGAGGCAGCUGGGGCUUGGGAGGGUUAACAACCUGGGUUUGGGGAGCCGGACAGAAAAGGCAAACAAGUGACCAAACAACCUUGAUUGAGGAGUACUGGGAAGCAAGUGAGGAGAAAAUCCAGUCCAUGGACAUUGGAGAUCUGGGCGUGGCCAAGCAGGAGGCUGAAGGGAAAGCAGAACAUGGUGGCUCCAGAUGGUGGAAUAAAAUUCUGCGGUCCUCAGACUUCCUCUGGCCAAAAACAGCUGAACCUGGUGGCCUCAGGCAGAGGAAAUGUGUUGGCGGAGGAUGGGACUCUGACAACGAUGGGGAGUAUUCUGACUAUGGAACCCCUCCACCAUCUCCCACACCUACCUCUUCCUCAGCCUUCCGGUUCUUUGCACGUGCCUGGAAUGGGGAGAUAGUUCCGGAACACUACGAGAUCUGCUUCAACCUCCUUCGCCACCUGUUUGACCUGUUUGUGGUGGGUUUCCUGUGGACUGUGUCCCCCCCUACCAAGUUGGUCCUGGAAGUGCUAGGGGUCCAAGGAGGACUGAAGUUGUGGCUCCAUGGAAUGGCCAUGUUUUCCGUCUCCACUGUUGGGAUGGCAGGACUGCUCUGGUUGGUCCAGGAGUAUCUUCCACAGUUUGCUCUGGUGUACGGCAUCGUGCAAGCACUGGUCAUCUCUGUCAGCGUCCGGCAGAGUGUGAUCUUAGGAGAGGGGGAUGAGGUGGAGGAAGAGAAAGUGGAAAAGGAGGUGGAGGAUGAGGAAGUGGGAGACGAUGGGGAAGUUACAGAGAUGUACCUGACUACAAAAUAAUACAUCAAAGGAAAGAUGAUCCUUGAAAGAAAGUUUGUUUUGGCAAUCAUCUGACAUGGAGGAAAGUUGGAGGGAAGACGGAUGUUUGGGG
Molecule: messenger RNA, 2161 nt
Organism: Coregonus clupeaformis (lake whitefish)
Lineage: Eukaryota; Metazoa; Chordata; Actinopteri; Salmoniformes; Salmonidae
Exons: 3
Coding region: 1162-2070 (302 amino acids)
Source: RefSeq, a predicted model, not a curated record